Molecule: messenger RNA, 1330 nt
Organism: Notodromas monacha
Lineage: Eukaryota; Metazoa; Arthropoda; Ostracoda; Podocopida; Cyprididae
Source: the annotation of a GenBank genome assembly
AAUAAAUUCCGUUGCUUUCGCUCCUUGGGGAUCCGAUUUCCUUGCCGUUGGAAGGAAGGGGAAGGAAUGAAUAAAUUGUCUUAAUCGGUUUAAUCGCUUUGAUUUUUUUUGUUUUCAACCCACUAAAUUCUUUCUCCCAGUCGCCAUGGCUGCUGCUGGUGGCGGAUUAGUGAGAGUUCUUUUGGCCUUAGCCGUCCUCGGCAGCUUUGUGGACGGACAGAUCAAGGAUCUGUCGGAACCCCCCAUGAUUGCUGGCCUUCAAGUAGAACCCGCAUUGAGGGGUUACGGCCCGCCAGUGAUGCCAAUGCCAGCUCCAGUUGUGCCCAUGGAUCCCUACAGAGUGGCCCAAUGGCCAGGGUUUGAUACCCCAGAACAGCCUCAGAUCCCUGAGCAAAUGCCACAACAAAGACAAUUGCCUCCUCCGCCAUCUUCAGGUUCCAUGCCGGGUCCAAGCAAUUCUGGAGGAAGUUUCGGAUGGUCCCAACAGUCCCCAGUAAUGCUUCCACCUUCAUCAAACCAAGACCCCUGGGAUGAACCACCUCAAAACCUAGUGGGCUACAUUCCAAGGGUUGUCAGACCUGCUUCUCCAGGAAUUCCUUUGACAUAUUCUUAUGGAGGAGCAGCACCCAUGAGCGGGGUUGUGUACUCCAAGGAUGCCCAAAAAUUUAGGCACGAAGGAGCUGAUGACGAUGAAUUCGACGAUAAUGCAGCUGCUGACAACUAUGGACUUUUGGAAAGAUCAGCUUCAGAAAAGGACUGGAGGAAUUCUGCGAAACCUGGAUACAAGAAAUCCGCUUCGUCCGAAGAAUUCGAACUUCCGUACGAACUACCAUCAGACAUCGAUGCCUAUUCACCGAGAGUCGACCCUUUCUUGCCAACACCCAUGGAUUUCCGUAGCAAAUCUCUCGCAGGAUCAGAACUCCUGAAAAACCCGAUGCCGAAGGGCAGCAAAUCCUUGAACUGCUACAAAUGCGGGUACGCGUGCAACUCGAGGAUCGGAGUGCCUGUGAUUUGCAACAGUCCUUUGGAGCAAUGUGCGACUUUCUAUGACCCACAAACACUAGACGUGACUGCGAGAGGCUGCAAAAUCAACGGUGAACCAGGCUGCUUUUUAACUGAAGAUGGUGUUUAUGGUUGUACUUGUAAAUCCCAGCUUUGCAACGACUUCAAAAUGUACAAGGUAACUGGGAGAAUUUUCAAUGAACUGUUCGAGCCGUCUUCCAAGGGUGGCAAAAAAAGAGUGGACCAGGAAACCUGUGACCCUUGCACCAAGGGUUGCAACAAACCCUGCCCACCCCCAGUUGUGCCAACUCCCCCGGGCCCAGAAACC